Molecule: messenger RNA, 1673 nt
Organism: Paramisgurnus dabryanus
Lineage: Eukaryota; Metazoa; Chordata; Actinopteri; Cypriniformes; Cobitidae
Product: interferon-gamma-inducible GTPase 10-like
Cellular component (GO): membrane
Molecular function (GO): GTP binding
Source: RefSeq, a predicted model, not a curated record
UUCACUCCAUGUUGCAGUGGACUGCACUGAAGCUCCCAGAAGCUGAGCAGAGAAUUCUGGACUUGCAGCGAACUACCGUGACAGAUUCUGACAUUUUUUAUGAGAACCCUCUGUCUACCCAGUCAGAACAAUCCUCAAAUUCAUCAAAGACACUGAGUGAAACAGACGUAGACGAAGGCAAAGGAGCAACACGCACCAGGUUUUCAAUAAUCAGUCCAAGAACAAUGCCGAAGAAAUUAGAAAAAAAAGAGAACAGUGCUGUGCAACCUGAGAGUUUAUAUGAAAGUAUAGAAAAUUACGAUACGAAUAAUUAUGUUGUAUCUCGAGAGCUUUUGGAUGAGUUUUCUAAGAACUCAGAUGAUUCGGACACCAUUGAUCCUGAAAUACAAGAUGUGCUUAAAUCUCCACCUGCAGAAAUGUCAAACAAAUUUAAAAAUAAACUUAAGGACUUGGAAAAUGUUACGCUUAACAUCGCCGUAACUGGGAUGACUGGAGCUGGCAAGUCCUCUUUUGUCAAUUCCCUGAGAGGCCUUCGAAGCGAUCAUUCCGAUGCGGCUCCCACGGGAACAGUUGAGACCACAUUAAAACCAACCAUGUACCUACAUCCCACUAUGCCUAACGUUAAGAUCUGGGACCUGCCUGGAAAUGGUAGUCCAAAAUUUAAAGCAAAGAAGUACCUGAAAGAUGUUAAGUUGAGCACAUAUGAUUUCUUUCUUAUAGUGUCCUCUGAAAGGUUCAAGGAAAAUGAUAUAAAGCUAGCCAAAGCCAUUCAGGAAAAUAAGAAGCGGUUUUAUUUCAUUCGCACUAAAAUUGACAACGACCUGCGGGCUGAGGGACACAAAAGAGGCUUUAUUGAGCAGAGGGUGCUUGACAAAAUUCGAGAAGAUUGUGAAAAGAACCUGCAGAAAGUCGGAAAACCCAAAGUAUUUUUAAUAUCCUCAUUUCAACUAGAAAAAUUUGACUUUCAGAGCUUGGUCAACACUCUUGAGGAGGAACUUCCUAAAAAUAAAAGAUUUGCUCUCAUUCAGUCUCUGCCAGUUUACUCUACAGAAGCAUUGAUUAAAAAGAAAACUUAUUUCAAGAAAAUGAUUUGGCUCCAUGCCUUGGCGGCAGGUGUCGGGGCAAUUCCUCCCAUUCCAGGAUUGUCUGUGAUCUGUGACUAUGGCAUUAUGAAAAACUUCUUCAAACAAGUAUUUACAGGAUUUAGCUUAUCAGAUGAUGCACUGCAGUCCCUUUCAGAAAGGGUCAACCAACCAGUGGACGUUCUUAAAGCAGCCAAGACGUCACGUUUCAAAGAUGGAGUCAGUGAGGCUAUUUUGAUGGACAUGUUGUCUAAACCAAUCAUUGCUGUGACAAAAACGCUCGGGACAGUAAUGGCUCUUCUGCCAGGGGGAGCGUUCCCAGCAGCAGGCACUGCUGUCGCCAGUGUGCACUACCUGCUGAAUUUGGGACUAAAUGAAAUGGCAGAGGACACUAAAAAUGUUCUUAUUGCGGCAAAACUUGCUGUGCAAGACUAACAUGCAGAAAAUAUAUUUUAGGUCUAAUGUUGUAGUAUUUGUAAAUGACUUACAUAAUAUAUGUAUAAUAAAUAAUGUUGCUUGCAUUAAUUUAUAUAAAAAAAUAUAUAAUUAUAAUAAACAAAUAAUGUUAUAUGUUAUGUUUGCUUAGUUGUA